AUGCCAAUGUUGGGGGUGGAUCCAAUAGCCCAGCUCAAGUGCAUCUACGCCAAUGCACGCGGCAUGGGCAAUAAACAGGAGCAGAACAAUGGCUACCAAACAGCCAUUGUGCUGCAGGAUAGCUAUGACUUGGUCGCUGUCACAGAAAUAUGGUCUGUUAAUCAAAGUGCACUUGUUCUAUUUCUUCUAGUGCCUUCACCAACACAGAUUGCCAUAACAUCCGAAAAUUUCAAAACUAUCUUGCAUUGGCAGUACCCACCUGUGUCUGAAACUCCUCGUUUUAUUGUGGAAAUCAAACCUUACAACUUAGGUUACUAUAACAUCGUCUCAACUUGUGUGAACAUUUCAGCUCAUUUUUGUGAUGUCUCAAGGGAAAUACGUGACCCUUUUGUGUCUCACUGGCUUCGAGUGAAAGCUGUUGUUGGGUCACAACAGUCUGAGUCUGUUGAGACCAAUGAGUUUAUUUUGCAAAAGCAUGGAAAAAUAGGACCACCAAAACUGAAUCUCUCAAGGCAUGGUGAUAAAAUCAUGGUUGAUAUUUACUAUCCUGCAUUCCCAUCUGUGGAGCUUGUUCCUUGGAUGGAAGAGAUUUAUUCAGAGCCUGUGUACGUGGUGACUUUUUGGGAUAGUAAAAAUCAGAGUAAAGAAGAGUUCACUGAAGACAACUGUACAAUAUAUGAAUGUAGCCUCAACAUCCCAGUUCCUGCUGAAGGUUCCACUUACUGUGUUUCAGCGAAGGGAAAUUUCUAUGGCAGCCUGAUGGUUGGCACCCCAUCAGAAGAAAGCUGCAUUCAUGUUCCUUUCAAGCAGACAUUGAGCAUGCAAUAUAUCAUCAUUCUGUGUGGUGUUACUCUGAGCCUGAGUCUAAUGUUGACAGUAUGUUGUGGCUGCAAGAAACUAAGGAAGAAGAACAUAAAGCUGCCUAAGUCUUUGGUCAGUGUGAUAAGAAACCUGAAUACAGACAGCAUUCUAGAAUCAAAAUCGGAGGCAAAAUACGUAUCUGUAAUGAGCUUCACGCCAAGCCAGUCAGAGUUGCCAGCGAAUGAAGUAACCUCACUGGCGGUAGAGCCAAAAGAAGACAUUGUUAGUCCUGAGAAUUCCAGUGAAGGAGCAUCUUCUGUUCUUCCCCCAGAGGCACCAGCCAAAGCAGAAGAGGUGUCUGUGCAGGAAAGCACAGAGGAGGUAUCUUCUGAUGACGAACAGAAUCAUAAAGUAAAAGAGAGUUAUUUCAUUUCUGACGGUAGCCAAAUGGAUAUAUGCAGUAACUCUUCAGGUCCAGAGGUUUCUGCAACAGAAAUAAAACAAACAGUCGUACCAAGCAGCUGUCUCAAGUUUUCUGGCUAUGACAAGCCUCAUGUUCCAUUAGAUAUGUUGAUAGAUGUUGGUGAAGAACAGCCUGUGAUUGCUUACAGGCCGACUGACUAACCAGGAUAGCUGAAGUGUUUAACCAGAACUGAGGGAGAACAGCAUUACUGAAGAUUAUGGAAAGUCUGUGUUGUAUUACGAACAUCUAUAAGUUGUACUUUUCUGAUCCAACCAGAGUAACUAGUACACAACUUAGUACAGCAGGAUCUUGAAAUGGAACUGAAAGUAGUGCCUGAGAACAGCAUAAAAAGUGGGGGGAAAUUUCAUAAUAACCACUUUAGAAGUGUUUGUGUAUAUGACAUAAUUUACUAUUUCCUAUUUGAAAUAGAGCUCUUUUUUAACAGUACUCUAUGGAGAACAGACUUCAUGGAGGAGUAUAAAACAGCAGCUGUAUCAUUAUUCCCCUCUGUUUCAAAUCCUUUUUAAAAUUAAUUCGAUGAACAUAAUGCUUAAGUCCUUCACUUGGUUACAAUAGAGAUGUGCCAGAAAUAUUUUGAGAGUUUUUGCCUUUAUUGGAGAUAUUAUCUUGCUUGUCUUUUUCUUUUGAAGAGUAUUUUUGUAUUAAACAAAAUGCUACUAUUUCGUUUAAGUAAGAAUAUGCCUGUAACGUUUUCCUGUAUAUCUUAAGAAUUUGACUCCAUGGCCAAGAACCAGUUAUUUAGAGUCUUUUCUGCAAUAGAAGUAUGUCCUUCCAGGAUGGUUACUUUGUACAUGUCGGUGAGAAAAUUAUAGACUUCGUCCUUUAUAACAUAAGUGCUGUGACUAA
Messenger RNA from Haliaeetus leucocephalus (bald eagle), 2131 nucleotides. RefSeq names its product interferon gamma receptor 1 (gene IFNGR1). Bases 1 to 1425 code for a protein of 474 amino acids. Gene Ontology annotation, molecular function: cytokine receptor activity; cytokine binding. The transcript is spliced from 7 exons. The record is from RefSeq and is a predicted model, not a curated record. Gene Ontology annotation, cellular component: membrane. Lineage: Eukaryota; Metazoa; Chordata; Aves; Accipitriformes; Accipitridae.